AACAAAAAAUAUAAACAAAAAGACAAGUUUAUUAAAAUGACAACAUUUGAUAGCAACGGCUGGAAUGUGGACGAGACAGUUACGCUAAUUGGCAUUAUAAAGUCCCUCAAAGAAGUGAACGGACCGGGCAAACUGGACUGGCAGCAUGUGGCCAACCAAAUGGUCGAAAGCAAGACAACACCCAACGGACGCAGCAGAAGCAUUCUGGAAUUGCGCGACAGAUUCAAGAAAUUGCGGAAUGAUUACUUUACGGCACGCUAUCGAAAUCGUUCCUGUCAGUACUAUAACUAUCUGAACGAUCUGCUCAGCGACGAGCUGUCGCCGCGCAAGCAGCGUGCCGAAACGGAGGAGGAUGAGCCCAAGGAGCAGGAUCUGGAGCUGGACACGGGCGAGGACAUUAAAGUGGAGCACAAAUAUGCGCACACCUUGCAGCUGGAGUGCAACGGCGACACCACAAAUCCGGGCUCCGCGGUUAAGGUGCCGCUGCGCUGCAAGUGGGCGGAGGGCGAGGUGGAGGCAUUUCUGAACAUCAUCAUCAAACACAAGCUGCAGGCGCCGCUGCUGCGCAAACGCAAUGCCAAGGUGUUCAAGCUGCUCGCCCGGGAAAUGGCCAAGCGUGGAUUUGCCAAGCGGCCGGAUCAGCUGCGCGUCAAGUACCACCAGCUGCGGCGACAAUAUGCGAAGGCCAAGAACGGAGGCGAGACGUUCGAGCAUUUCGAGGAUAUGCACGCCCUGCUCAAUGGCUCCGUGCAGCAUGGCGAGAGCAGCGCCGGUGAGCGCGAGAGCGAUUCGAAUGACAGCGGCGAGGAGGAUGUCGACGCUGCCAUCGGCUCGGAGAGCGAAUCGGAAGGCGCCUUGGUGAGUGCCGCAAUUCCCUCGAAUGCGCGCGUCAAGUGGGCGGAGGGCGAGGUGGACGUAUUCCUGGACAUUAUCACCAGCAUGGGACUACAGUCGGCGCUGUUGCGCAAACGAAAUGCCAAGAUCUUCAAGCUGCUCUCCAAGGAGAUGGCCAAAAGAUCGUUUGACAAAGCGCCCGAAAAGCUGCGCAUCAAGUUCCAGCAUCUCAGACGGCAAUACAACAAGGCCAAGAACGGCACCGGCGAAAGUUUCGAGCACUUUGAGGCCAUGCACCAGCUGCUGAAUCCUGCCAAGAAAUCCAGCGCCGACACUGAACCGAAUUACAGCAGCGGCUCCGAGAGCGAUUACAUUUACAGCGACGAUGUCGACGCGGAGACAUCCCGACCCAAUCGCCAUCCCGAUACCUAUUACUGGACGGAUCACGAGGUGGAUGCCUUUCUGGCCAUCAUAAAGCAACAGAAUCUAUUUCGUGCCCUGGACGGCUCGAAGAAGCGCAACUUCAAGACCCUGGCCUACAUCUCGAACAUCCUGGCCAAGCAAUCGUAUCAGAGAACGCCGCAUCAGUUGCGCAACAAGUUGCGCCUGCUGCUGCGUCGCUAUCGUGAGGUCAAAAAGGAUGGCAUCAAAAAUGUGCGCAUGCUGCCGCGUCACUUCGAGAUGUUCGACGAUCUCAUGAAGAAGAAGCGCACCACCAAGACCAAGGCAACUGGAAAUAUGGCAACAGCAAGUACAAAUCAAGCUGGCACAAAGCCUGCGGCACUGGAGAGCGACAGCGAUGGCAGCAGCUCCGAUUCCAGCUGCGAUCUGUUGCGUGCCGCAGCCGAAAGCGAGGAGUACGAGGAUACAUUCGAGUUGCCGCCGGAGCCAACGCCGCUCGAGGUGCUGACCAACAUAAGCGAGGGCCAAAAGCAGCUGCUGUCCACGCUGACCGAAUCCCACGAGCGUUUCCUGCGCCAGCAGCGGGAAAUGCAGACGCAGUUCCUCCACGAAAUGUCCAACAUAAUGCGGCAGGAGCGCGAGGCGACAUUCCAAAUGCUGAGAGAGUUGAUGUCACCCAAGUGACUGAAUAGUUCAAUUAACUAUAAUCUCAGAGGUUGAAUAAACACAUUCGCAAACUUGUUUUAAGCUUCUAAAACUUUUAUUUAAUUGAAUUUGAAGUUAUUUGCAAAAAGUUCAUUAUUUAUCUGUGUGGAUCUCUUGUGUAUUUAUUUGUUAUUCAGUUUUUUACCUAAGUUGCCUUUGUUUUUUUUUGUUUAAUGCAAUUCAGUAUGAAUUUCAAUUUAGUUUUUUUUAAUAACUAUUUAAGUACUCAUAAUGUGUAUGUAAUUUUGAGAGAGCUUCGUUUUUGAUAUGCUACAUUGUUUUUUUUUUUUUUUUGCUCUUGGGAUUAAGUUAAUGUUGUAUUUAAUUUGUUUCAGUGUCUUUUUAACAUUAAGCUUGUAAUUAUGUUUUAUUUAUAUUUAUUUGUGUUUUGUUUACAUUUUUUCUCACAACAACUAAGCAAGCUCUUCAUAAAAAAUACACGUAUUUUUUUAUUGCAUAAUGUCUAGAAUUGAAAUCGAUCUCGCGUAAUAUGUAUGUAAUGUAUUCUUGUUUAUCAUUUUUUGUAUAUGUUGUUGUUGUUGUUGUUGUUAAUUCAAUUGUUUAACUAAAAAUCGACAACAAAUAGUUAAUAUAAUAUAUUAAGUAUCUAUGUGUAUUUGCAUAUGUUACGCUCAGGCACAAAGUGUAAAUUACAAAUAUUUCAAUAUAUUGUUAUUUUCUCGUUUUUUUUUUCGUUUUUGUUUUUUUGUGAUUUUAAUUAAAACAGAAACUAGACAAAUUCGAACGGCAUUUAAUUCAUUUGUAUAUUGUUUAAGAAACAUAAGUAGAUACAUAUCUUUGUAUAGGUAGCGGUGUCUUCGUUUUAUCUCAAUUGUUAUUUGUUUUUUUUUUUUUUUUGUAUAUUUUAUUUUGUGGUUUUCAAUUUAAUCUCUUGGAGCGCGGCUCGGCUUAAAUCUACAUUCAGGCGGCACUUGGCUGCUCUGGUCACACUGUCACAGUUGCUGGCGGCUAAAGCUUUGCUUGAGUUGGCGUCUGAGGCUGCUGCGCGGUUGCAGCGCGGUUGCUGCGCGGCUGCUGCUGCUGUUUUUGUUGAUACUGCGU
This is a messenger RNA of Drosophila novamexicana, 3003 nucleotides long. RefSeq lists its product as uncharacterized. Bases 37 to 1920 code for a protein of 627 amino acids. The transcript has 4 exons. The record is from RefSeq and is a predicted model, not a curated record. Lineage: Eukaryota; Metazoa; Arthropoda; Insecta; Diptera; Drosophilidae.